GCCAACCGCAACUGUUCUUCACGCAAAUAAAUUUCUAAGUGAAGGAAAUGAUAACACCAAAAUUGUUCACCAUCCUUCUAAUAUAUUCAUUAUUUAAAUACAGCAAUGCAGCAUCGGAUGAAAUAAUAUUAGGGGAUGACAAACCAUACGAAGUAAUCGAAUUUAAAGUGCCUGCAGCGCUAUGGAAAGAAGCUCUAAAACCGACACCAGUUCUUAAAUCUCCUGUAACGGUCGUCGUGCCCGUUCAUGUACCACCGGAAAAUAAUGUUGAUAACGAUGACUACAUAGCUGACGAACCAGAAACAGAGGCGGUAACGGAACUGGCUGGAGCAGUAUCCAGUUCCAGUUCGCCUGUGGAUGAUCCAGUGGUGCAACAAGGAGCGAUAGCAACCGAAGCAGCGCCUCUGGUCACACAAGCAUCAGUAGUCCAAAGUGAGGCGACUACCGCUGCACCGCAGCAAGUCACUGGAUCAUUGAUCAGAUUCCCCUGCUCUUGCGUCCAAGGGCAGUGUGGAUGCUGCACUGGAGCGAUACUGCAAAGGUUCCGCACGAAAGCAUGUGGCAACAUAACGUUUAUUCCUGAGGAUUUCAUAUUCGACGUUAGAAUGACUUUGAAUGACAACACCGUCGUCCGGCGCAGAGUUUCAGCAAGUGAUCCACCACCAAUUUGUUUCAACCCAAGGAGGGCACCGUUCGUGAACGUGUGCGCAGAAAUAUCCAACAUUCGCAUACGGAACAGAAAUGCGUUUGCUUGUUUAGAUAUAAAUGCGGAUAUAGGCGGUUUCCCCGUCUACACGGCAUCGUUCAGGUGUUUCGGACUUGGUGCGUCCGGUGUCCAGACAGGAUUGAAACCAAAGCCAGUAUCGUCAGGUCCUGCUCCUGUAAAUCUCUUCGGGAACAACGAUGAUGAUGAUGACGAUGAUGAUGGAUUCCUGGGAAACGCCGCCGGAGCAGUUCUCGGAGACGGUCCUGGAAUCUUUGGUGGAGGCGACGAUGACGACGGUGGUCCUCUAGACGCAAUCGGCGAUGCAGUUGGGGACAUAUUCGACGGACGAAAAUUAAAUUAAAACGAUCGAAACGCUAUUUAGAAUACUUUAAGACUGUAUUUAACUAUUUAAAAGGGAUUAGGCUUAAGUAUUUAUUGUAGUAUAAGAAUAAAU
Ostrinia furnacalis (Asian corn borer) is the source of this 1160-nucleotide messenger RNA. RefSeq lists its product as uncharacterized. The transcript has 4 exons. Bases 48 to 1067 code for a protein of 339 amino acids. Lineage: Eukaryota; Metazoa; Arthropoda; Insecta; Lepidoptera; Crambidae. The record is from RefSeq and is a predicted model, not a curated record.